Molecule: messenger RNA, 1846 nt
Organism: Ctenocephalides felis (cat flea)
Lineage: Eukaryota; Metazoa; Arthropoda; Insecta; Siphonaptera; Pulicidae
Product: calponin homology domain-containing protein DDB_G0272472-like
Exons: 10
Coding region: 118-1626 (502 amino acids)
Source: RefSeq, a predicted model, not a curated record
ACUAGAGUCAGUUUCAGUGAUCGUUAUUUGUCGUUUGCAAAAAGCAUUAAUUUUAUUUUGGCUAUUUAAGUUUUUGGUUUUCGUUGUUUUUAUUCGUUUCAUGUAACAUUUUUCAAAAUGGAUGGUGUAAGUUUAGAGAAAUUCGAACAAGAAUUGUUAAAAAAGCAGAAGCUGUAUCUGUCACUUAUACAACCUAUAAUACAAGAAUUAGUGGACGAACAUAAUGAGUUUAUGAAAAAUUUGGAAGCAUGUAAACCACCACAAACAGAGGAUGUUUCUACCGUAGGGCGACCAAGAAGAAAUGUUGCCAAAAGUGCUUCAAAUAAAAUUUCCACUCAAGCACAUCUAAAAAUUACGAAACUUAGAAGACCUGAUGAUAAAGAUGUAACGGGUAAUAUUUAUGACCCACCUGAUAAUAAAACAUCAAUUUUAGAAAGUUGUUCUAAUAUCACACAGGAUAUUUCAGUUCAAAUUUUAAAUAAUGAAAGACCAGAGAAUUCUGAGAAUACUGUCAUUUCAUCUGAUGAAGAUGAAGAGGCUAUGCGUGCUCCUGCAAUAGAAAAAAGAGGUAGGAAAAAAAUUCGAAAAAUUAAAGCUAAAAAAUUAUCAGUGCUUAUGAGUAUUAAAGAAGAAGUUGAAGAGGAAGCUCAAGCAAAUGAUCAAACACAUGCAAUAGAAAAUAUUGUCAAUGAAACUAUUACCAUAAAUGAUCAUCAAGAAAUAAAUGAGGAUAAAGAAUUACCCAAAAACGAUUCUGGGUUAUCUGUUUAUCAAGACGCUGUUACUACUCAAGUUAUUGCAGCAGAAUUACCCAAAAACGAUUCUGGGUUAUCUGUUCAUCAAGACGCUGUUACUACUCAAGUUAUUGCAGCAGAAAGUCCAAAUGAAUUAUUUAAUUUAUCACCUCCGUUGGAAGAUAUAAAAGUUAAAAUGCAUAUAAAAGAUGUAGUAAACGCUCCUGAGCCCAGGUCGCAAGUGAAAUCAAGAGUCCAUGCUUUGGAGAAAGUUAUUGCCUCUAAACAAAAAAUGCCCUCGGCUAGGGUUACUCGGACCAAAUCCCGUAUGAAUAAGGAAAAUUUACAGCUACAUUCAAAUAUAGAUGCUUUAAAUACAAAACCAACAAAAAUACAAUCUGCUCAAAAAUUAACAUCUACCAUAAAAGUAGCAAGUGUCUCUAAGAUAGCUACUCUCUCUGCAAAGAAAUUCAAUUCAUCAAAAAAUACGACUCACAAAAUUGUUAAGAAUACCAAGCUCGUAUUGCAGCCCGCACAAAAGUCGAAGUCAUCUGCCAAAGAUGAUUUUUUGAAGAAGCAGGCUAGGAAAGAGAAAGCUUUGAAGAAAAAGGAGCAGUUGCUCCUAGAAAAACAGGAAGAGCGGAAACGCAAACGUCUAGAGAAGGAAAGAUUAGCUCAACAAUCAAGAGAACAACAAGAGAGAGAAAAACAAGAAAAAAUUGCUAAAAAAAAGGAAAGGAAACAAAAAUUGAUACAAGAGAGAGAAGAAAAGGCCAAGGAAGAAAUGCGAUUGAAAAAAUUGCAAGCGCAGCAAAGAGCGCAGGAAGCUGAAAUGCGAAGAAAAGCAGAAGAGGCAGCAAGGCUUGAAAAAUUGAAACAGAAACAAGAAUAGCAAAGAAAAUUAGAGCUGAAGCACGGCAAGCUGCAAUUAUAAAUCAAGCAAGAACGUCAACAAAAUUAGUAGAUCUGUUGUUUAAUGUGAAAGCGACCACACCGGAUUUGAGAGUUAUAUUCCCAGGAAUUAGCAAAGACAAAUUAAAUCGAAGAUCUAGUGCUGUUUGGAAGACACCUCCGAGGUACUCAAUGCUACCUCGAUUUUAGAGAUAUUUAAA